This is a messenger RNA of Fomitiporia mediterranea MF3/22, 2319 nucleotides long. Its product is annotated as acetoacetate-CoA ligase. Gene Ontology annotation, molecular function: acetoacetate-CoA ligase activity. NCBI's taxonomy places the organism in Eukaryota, Fungi, Basidiomycota, Agaricomycetes, Hymenochaetales, Hymenochaetaceae. Gene Ontology annotation, cellular component: cytosol. The transcript has 15 exons. The record is from RefSeq and is a predicted model, not a curated record. Gene Ontology annotation, biological process: lipid metabolic process. Bases 25 to 2235 code for a protein of 736 amino acids.
CGGACGCGAUCUUCUAAACCUACCAUGACAAGCGCUAUCGCAGACGCAGAUACCACGGCACGCGAAGCUGCAGGCCAAGCGCUUUCUCACUCAACUGACUCCGAAGUCAAACCUCUCUGGGAGCCACCAGACCCGGAGAACACACCUACUUUCGCCUUACUUAGGACACUCAACGCGAAGUACUCACUCAACCCGCCCCUUGUGACCUACGAAGACCUCUGGCGCUUCUCCGUUAAGCGACAAUCGGACUUCUGGGGUACAGUUUGGGAUGUUGUUGGUGUCAUCGGUGAGCGAGGCAUGCAUGUGGUGGAUGAAGAGUGCGUCCCCGCGGACAAUCCGGAUUGGUUCGCGGAUGAGGAGACGAAGUUGAACUGGGCGGAGAAUAUGUGUAGGUGGAAGGACGGAGAGGAAAGCAAGCGGACUGCGCUUAUACAAGUUGUGGAGCCGCUUCUUGGAGAACAGCACGACCCUAAGAGCUUAAAACGAGUUACUUAUGAAGAGCUGUACGCGCUCGUUUCUGAACUUGUUUCCGCGUUGCUCGACGUCGGAUUGAAGCCCGGUGACCGUGUUGGCGCUUAUUGCUCCAAUUGCAUUGAAAAUGUAGCUGCCUGUCUUGCAACUUCCGCAAUUGGUUGCAUUUGGGUCAGUGCGGCCGCCGACUUCGGACCGGAAGGUGUAUUAGAAAGGUCAUUCGAACAGGUCAAGCCGAAGGUGGUAUUCAGCGUAAAUGGUGUCGUUUACAACGGCAAAGUGCAUCCGCAUUUGUCCAAGCUGUCCGAGCUUCUUGAUGGGAUGGCCUCUGCAUCGUGUAAUCCUCAGAAAGUAGUAGUCAUCAAUGCUGUCAGCAGUCCACCUGGUAACUGGAGGCACGAGUGGGAACACUGGGAUAAUUUCGUCAGCAGAGGAAGAGUGAAGAAGCUCGGAAGGGACGAAAAAGGUAACAUAUUAUGGAAAAGGAUGGGGUUUAACUGGCCUCUCUGGAUCUUGUUCAGUUCGGGAACGACGGGAAGACCGAAACCCAUUGUCCACCGCGCAGGAGGAAUGCUUCUGCAGUCAUUGAAAGAAUUUGUCAUUUGCGGGGAUCUACGGCCUGAAGAUGUGUUCUUCUACUACACAACAACCGGAUGGAUGAUGUGGAAUUUCUUAGUAUCUGGUCUCGCAUGUGGCUCCACCCUCGUGCUUUAUGAUGGUAGUCCACUGCGCGAACCGGCAUUCCUAUGGCAUCUUGUUGAUCAACUGGGAAUUACAAUUUUUGGCACAAGUGCGAAAUACAUAGACCAGCUUUCCAAAGUAUACAAGCCUAGAGAACACCACAAGCUGACUGCACUGAGGCAUAUCUAUUCAACUGGAUCACCCCUUCCUGCAUCCUCCUUUGAUUAUGUCUAUGAACACAUUCAUCCUGACGUGUUGCUAGGUUCAGUAACCGGUGGGACAGAUAUCUGCUCUCUUUUCGCAGGCAUGAACACGGCUCUACCUGUUUACCGCGGGGAAAUCCAGUGCCGCAUGCUCGGCAUGGCUAUCGAAACAUACGGGCCGGGUGGCACACCAAGUCGUUCAGGCGAAGCUGGCGAGCUCGUGUGCGUACGCCCCUUUCCGUGUCAACCCGCAGGAUUCUGGCCAUUGGCGGGCUUUCCUGACACAGACCUCAAUGCUGUGACUGCUGCUGCGGCGCGCCACCAAGCUGCUUACUUUUCGGAAUACAAAAACGUGUGGUAUCAUGGUGACCAUGUCUUGCUUACACCUUCCAGACGUGGAAAUGGAGGUGGACUCGUUAUGCUUGGCCGUAGUGAUGGUGUAUUAAAUCCAGGGGGUGUACGUUUUGGUUCUGCAGAGAUCUACGACGUGGUAGACAUGUGCUUCAAACCGGGACCCACAACUCCGCCGAAGCACGUCGUUGUCGAUUGCCUUGCAGUAGGACAAGCAAUCAACGGCGGGGCGGACGAGCGCGUGAUCUUGUUCAUUAAACUGCACGAUGGAUACACAUGUACGCCCGAACUAGAGAAGCGCAUCAAGACUGAAAUUCGAGCUCGAAGAACUGCGCGUCAUGUGCCCGAGCGAAUUGUGCAGGUGAGCGAUGUUCCGUACACAUUAAAUGGAAAGCGAGUGGAGGUCCCUGUGAAAAAGAUAAUCAACGGCGCGCCGAUUGCGGGGAUAAAUCCAGCAACUUUAAGGAACCCAGAAUGCCUUGCCGAGUACGCCGCUCUCGGACAGAAAUUACGGGAUGAGUUGCCCUGACCCGAAAUUCGCGGGUCUUCGUGUUAGUAGCCAGUUUGGAAGUAACAUUGAACAAAUGUAUUUCAGUCUGUAAACAUAACAAUG